UUGGGGUAUGGUAAUCUCUCACCAUCACAGGCUCUCACGGAUAGGCAGACGCGAACACAUGUAGUCACGAGGGUAUCACCUUCCCGGAUGCGUUGUCAUAUAUUUCAGAUCUUAAUGCUUUCCUAGUUUCAGAUUUUUUUCAGAUGGUAUCAUCAACUUAACGAACCAUCGUCACUGGAAUAUAUAAAGAGGAAUAAAGGUAUAUGAGUUGUGAUCGACACAUGGCGGACUGAACCAGGAGCCAAAUACAAAAUCUAUCUCUCAGAGAGAGACUCUGAAUCUACUUUUACUCGAUUCAGAUUCAAAGGAAGACGAUUCGAUCGACUGUAAUCUCAAAAUCCGAGGAAUUAAGAAGGGAACUGCUUGAUUGCAAUAGAUGUUGUUUUCGGGUUUGAUAAAGGUCAAUGUGAAUUGGGAAUUCGAAGGGAGAUAAAUGAGUUUGAGGUUUGGUUGGUGUGAAUUAUCAUUGAUGGUUCUAAAUUAAAUUUAUGCAAGUCUUUGAGGUUGAAGAGAAUGAAAUGGGUUACGCAAUGAGUAGACUCGAGAUAGAUGCCGACCUCUGCGACGACUAUGGGAAGACCAUCGGAAGAGCUUCUGCCAGUCGAAGCAAGAGACACAAGGAACCAUUGGUUUACCUCGAUCAUGAAAUUUCUCAGCUUACGAAGCUUAAAUCGGAACCCAGUGAGAUUUUGAGUCGGGUGGCACCUGGGAAGCGGGAGUUGCCCGUUUCUGCGGUGAAGAUGUUGGUCGGUCGAGAAGCCAACUAUACGGGGAGGGGAAGGUUCUCACAAGCAGAUUGUUGUCAUCUUCUUGGCAGAUAUUUGCCUGUCAAUGGUCCAUCCCGGGUUGAUUUCAUGAAAAGCCGAGCUUAUGUCUCCCAGUUCUCUGCUGAUGGUUCCCUCUUUGUUGCUGGAUUUCAGGGGAGCCGCAUCAGGAUAUAUAAUGUGGAUAAAGGUUGGAAAGUUCAGAAGGACAUCCAUGCCAGAAGUCUGAGAUGGACAGUUACUGAUACGUCUCUUUCUCCAGAUCAACGCUAUCUUGUUUAUGCUAGUAUGUCGCCUUUUGUCCAUAUUGUGAAUGUUGAAUCAUCUACGAGAGAAUCACUGGCUAACGUUACUGAAAUACAUGAUGGUUUGGAUUUUUCUGUUGAUGAUGAUGGUGAAUAUUCUUUUGGGAUCUUCUCUGUCAAAUUUUCAACUGAUGGACGGGAACUUGUUGCUGGAAGUAGUGAUGAUUCGAUAUAUGUGUAUGACCUUGUAGCAAAUAAGCUUACACUUAAAAUUGGAGCGCACACGUCUGAUGUUAAUACAGUAUGCUUUGCUGAUGAAAGUGGCCAUUUAAUAUAUUCUGGGAGCGAUGAUAAACUUUGUAAGGUGUGGGACAGACGGUGCUUUAAUGCAAAAGAGAAACCUGCAGGGGUCCUGAUGGGACAUCUAGAAGGCAUUACAUUUAUUGACAGCCGGGGAGAUGGCUGCUAUUUUAUUUCAAAUGGUAAAGAUCAGACCAUCAAACUUUGGGAUAUCCGGAAAAUGUCCUCAGAUGAUGUUACAUGCAAUGCAAGAUUUAGGAAUUAUGAAUGGGACUACAGAUGGAUGGAUUACCCUGACCAGGCAAGAGACCUAAGACAUCCAGGUGAUCAAUCAUUGGCUACAUUCAGAGGUCAUUCGGUCUUGCGCACUCUGAUUCGCUGUUAUUUCUCUCCAGCUUAUAGCACUGGUCAAAAGUACAUAUACACUGGCUCUAAUGAUCAUUGUGUUUAUAUCUAUGAUUUGGUGAGUGGGGCCCAAGUUGCUAAACUUGGCUACCAUGAAUCAACUGUAAGAGAUUGUAGUUGGCACCCUUCCUACCCGAUGCUUGUUAGCUCUUCUUGGGAUGGGGUCAUAGCCAAAUGGGAAUUUCCCGGAGGAGGGGAAGCACCAGCUCCUGUGGUACAUAGGAGAAGCCGGAGGAGACACAUGUUCUGAAGUCUCUGAAUGGCUUAUGGUGUUACAUCUGUUCAUGGUAUAUUGGUUGCAAGUGUUUAUUAUAUGAAUUGGCGUUUCAAGUUAUUUUAGGAGCCAGAAAGAGAAAUAGCUAUAGUCUAUGGCUGUAAUGCCUCCAAUAUAUAAAGUUGCAGCUUUGUCACCCAAAAACAUUCCUUGUAAAGAAAUUGUUGAAUAUUAUUGUGGUAUAUUAAGCCAUGGUCACCUCUUUGUUCUUAUUUCUUCCUCAUUCGAUGUUAUUUUCUUUUUCUGUUUAUGUGGAAGCAUAUGGUAAUGCUCUGCAUCGUC
This is a messenger RNA of Macadamia integrifolia, 2270 nucleotides long. RefSeq names its product LEC14B protein. Lineage: Eukaryota; Viridiplantae; Streptophyta; Magnoliopsida; Proteales; Proteaceae. Gene Ontology annotation, cellular component: Cul4-RING E3 ubiquitin ligase complex. The record is from RefSeq and is a predicted model, not a curated record. Gene Ontology annotation, biological process: proteasome-mediated ubiquitin-dependent protein catabolic process. Bases 489 to 1964 code for a protein of 491 amino acids. The transcript has 10 exons. Gene Ontology annotation, molecular function: protein binding.